AUGAGGAAGGUCAUCCCAGCUCUGAAGCAAUUUUUAGAAGAGAUAGUGCAAAAACAUCCUCCUGAUGCAUCAGCAGGGGAUGCCUCAAUAUUGCUGCAAAGUAUUAACUUUGAAUUUCUUGUUUGUCUUGAGAUUGCCACCCCAGUUUUUCAAGAAACUGCCUAUGCCUCUAAUGCCCUACAACAGGAAUACUUUGAUUUGGCUGCCUCCUACAAAAUUGUAGAUGGAGUGCUACAAAGUUUGAGAGAAUUAAGAAAUGAUGAGAAGUUUCAGGAGAUUUUUACAAAUGUUAAAGGGAGAGCUGAAUCCAUGGCCAUCGACCUCCCCUCUGGGAUUCCUGGACAAGGCAGAAGAAGAAAAAUGCCUGAAAGAUACAAGUAUAGUGCUACAUCUGCUACUGAGGACCAGCAAUAUCAAUCCUUGGAGGAGUACUACCGUGUGAGAGUAUUUUAUGUGUUUUUAGAUACAAUUUCACAAAAGCUACAAAGAAGAUUUAAAGGUGGAGACAACACAACAUGGGGUAUCCUAAAUGCCUUUCAUUGUAUGACAGUCCAAGAUAACUGGAAAGAACCUGUGAAUGAAGAGGCAUUCAAGUCACUGCAAAACUUAUGCCAGUUUUAUGAGUUAGAAGAAGUAGACAAGCUACGGUUGGAAUUAAAGAUCUUCUAUUCCUCAUUUCCUUGCCUGCCACAGAACACUGCAGCUACAAUGCUCAACCUGAUGAAAGGAAACAAUGUCCAGGAGAUAUUGCCACUUAUGCUUGAACUCUUAACAAUUUAUGCCCCUCUACCCGUCACAACUGCAACAGUGGAAAGGACCUUCUCCAAACUCAAGCUGGUGAAGACAAAAGAUACGCAGCCUGUCCAGUGA
This is a messenger RNA of Macrobrachium nipponense, 870 nucleotides long. RefSeq lists its product as uncharacterized. The transcript has a single exon. The record is from RefSeq and is a predicted model, not a curated record. Lineage: Eukaryota; Metazoa; Arthropoda; Malacostraca; Decapoda; Palaemonidae. The coding region runs from base 1 to 870 and encodes 289 amino acids.